UAAAAGUUUUAGUAGCCCAAAGAUUGCAUUUUUCUUUCCUUUAUCCCCAAUCUGGGUGUUCCUCACACUGCAACUAAAUGGGAAAUUGGAGCUUUGUGGGAUUGGACUAUGAGGAAAGAUAGAAGAAAUUUGAGUGAUGUCGUCUAACAAUGGGAGAAGAUAUUCUUCGAGCGACCAUGAAAUUCGCUCUAAUGGUAGUAACUAUGAUGCUAGGUGUUGCACACACUCAAAAGCUUUAGCAGAGCUUAAGGUUUACCAAGCUUGCAUCUUUUCGGUUCCCAUUUUCUUUGCCUUCAUACUUCUCUUCUUAUUCUACUAUUUUUAUCUUCGCCGGGAAAGUGCCGAUUGGUCUUCUUUGAGGACGAGGGCCUCUUCACUGCAGACCGCCGCAGAUGAGAUUUCAAGGUGUGAAUUGGGGUUGAAGAAGGAGCUGAGGGAGAUGCUGCCAGUUAUUGUGUUCAAGGAGAGCUUUUCAGUCAAAGACUCUCAAUGUUCAGUGUGCUUAGGGGAGUACGAAGCCGACGAGCGUCUUCAACAAAUGCCAAAAUGCGGGCACACGUUUCACAUCGAUUGCAUUGACCACUGGCUGUCCACCCGCACCACAUGCCCACUCUGUCGCCGUUGCCUCCUCCUUUCUCCCGUCCAGUCUUCUUCUGUCAACCCAACCCAAAACGCCACAUGACCGUCUCUCACCCUGCUUCAACCUGAAGUGAGAAAAGAGUCAAUGAAGUCCUUAGCCAAUAAGAGCUGAGAGAUGUUUGAACUGGCAGGGGCCUGUGUUUUAAUUGUCCAAUUGAGAGAGAUAUAUGCUACGCUAGACACGGUUAAGUAGAAUUAGAGCUGGUAGAGCAUGAGUAUGUAGGUAUUAAAUGUUAAUCAUUUGAGUGUGUAAUGUAAAAGGACCCUUAGAUAAAAUUAGACUUUGUUGGUCCAAUCCAUUUUACUGAUGUAAGAUUUUGUAUCCGGUUAAAUAAACAAAAGUGCUUCUCUUCUAGGGUUGCUUGUAUGUAUAUUUUUACUAUUGCAUUGCCAGAGAACUUGCCAGCCCAUGUUAUAUAAAUAAAUACUGUUUUUUCUAUAAAUUCAUCUGUUGUAUUUG
Molecule: messenger RNA, 1099 nt
Organism: Cuscuta europaea
Lineage: Eukaryota; Viridiplantae; Streptophyta; Magnoliopsida; Solanales; Convolvulaceae
Source: the annotation of a GenBank genome assembly